Messenger RNA from Parnassius apollo (apollo), 1938 nucleotides. The record is from the annotation of a GenBank genome assembly. NCBI's taxonomy places the organism in Eukaryota, Metazoa, Arthropoda, Insecta, Lepidoptera, Papilionidae.
AUGAUUGAGAGUGUAUCACGUCGCGCAUUUGGUAGUUCAAGUGGUACAUACAACGUGCGCGCCUCUGAGCUGGCGCGAGAACGAAAACUUAACAUCUUCAAUGUCACUGUGCAUUUUUUGGACGAUACCCAGCAAUCGUUUCAGAUCGAGAAAAAAGCUAAAGGUAGUGUUCUCCUUGAACUAGUAUUUCAACAUUUGGAGCUUGUGGAAAAGGAUUACUUUGGACUACAGUUUACAGAAAACGGAUCACCUCCUAGUGCCACAAAUAUCGAGAUAACGCGUUGGUUAGACAGCAGUAAGUCUGUAAAAAAGCAAGUUGGUGCAAAUGCACAAUUUUGGCUGGCUGUUCGCUUCUAUCCACCGGAACCUAGUCGCCUAUCUGAAGAGUUUACACGAUAUCUACUCUGUCUUCAGCUACGGAAAUUACUCCUUGAUGGAAGGAUGACAGCACCUAAAAACACAGCCUUAUUGCUUGCUUCUUUUACAGUACAAGUGUGGACAUGUAAGAUGAUCGGUGCACGUGGCGGUGCAGCGGAGCUGGGCGACUACGCGGCGGCGGCGGCGGAGGGCGGUGCGGGCUACGCGAGCUACGCGGCGGCGCUGCGGCUGGUGGCGCGCGCGGCGGCCGACGACGAGCGGCGCGUGCGCGAGCUGCACAAGCUGCACCGCGGCCAGGCGCCCGCCGACGCGGACGCCAACUUCCUCGAGCACGCCAAGCGCCUCGACUGCUACGGCGUCGACUCGCAUCCCGCCAAGGACUAUAAUGGGAAAGAUAUAUUCAUUGGUGUAACAUCAAUUGGUAUAGUCGUAUUCCAAAACAACAUCCGCGUUAACACAUUCUCUUGGAGUAAGAUCGUCAAGAUAUCCUUCAAGAAGAAACAGUUCUUUAUACAAUUAAAGCGAGAACCUUCGGAGAGCUACGACACGGUGUUGGGGUUCAACAUGCGGUCGGGGCGGGCCGCUAAAGCGCUGUGGCGCUGCAGCGUGGAGCGGCACGGCUUCUUCAGGCUGCGCGCGCCGCGGCGAGACCGCUGCUGGGAGCGCUGGGCGCGCUGGCCGGGCUGGCGGCGCCGCGUCUCGCGCGCACCGAGACGCAAGCGCUUGAGGCCGCUCGGCGCGACCGCUCCACCAACAGGACCUUCACGCAGCAGUUCUCGCACUCGGGAGCGUUCUGUGGGCGCUAGCACGGGCUCCAACGUGUGCGUGACGUCAUCACCCGCGCUCACUGUGAACGGCGCGCGCGGUUCCCGUGUUACGCACGACGAGCCGCCGCCGCGUCCCGCCUGGGGAGACGCACCGCCGCCAGACGAAGAAUCGGGCGGGUUCCUGGAGCGGGCGCUGCGCGUGCCCUUAUCGUACGCGGACGAGUCGGAGUCGUCGGAGAGCGCGGAGUGCGGUGGUGAGGUGCCGGUGCGGCUGGCGGCCGGCGCCGACGGACGCUUCGGCUUCAACGUGCGCGGUGGCGGCGGAGCGCCAGUGCUCGUGUCGCGCGUCGCGCCGCGCGCACGCUCCACGCUGCAGGAGGGCGAUCAGGUGAUAUCAAUAAACGACCACGAUGUGGAGGAAAUGACUCAUGAUGAAAUAGUGCAGUUGAUAAGAAAUACAAAAGGAGUUCUUACAUUGGUUGUUAGACCUAAUGCGGUUUACUCGGCGGAGGAGAGUGCGGGCAGCGAGGAGCCGGCGGUGUGCUUCGUGCCGCUGGGGGGCGCGGGGGGCGCGGGCGGUGAGGUGGUGGGGGGGCGCAGGGGGCGCGGGCGAGCCGGCGCAGUCGCUGCUGCUGCUGGGCGACGGGCUGGCGUCCGGCGCCGCGCUGCGUCAGUACGACGCGCUGCUGCGCCGCCUCGACCUGCCCACCACUGCUGCGCGACGCGCGUGCAACGUCGCCAAGAACCGCUACAGGGACAUCGCGCCCUACGACUCGACGCGAGUGAUACUUAA